This is a messenger RNA of Cannabis sativa, 805 nucleotides long. RefSeq lists its product as uncharacterized. The coding region runs from base 87 to 638 and encodes 183 amino acids. NCBI's taxonomy places the organism in Eukaryota, Viridiplantae, Streptophyta, Magnoliopsida, Rosales, Cannabaceae. The record is from RefSeq and is a predicted model, not a curated record. The transcript is spliced from 3 exons.
AACCGUUAGAACUGAGUAGAGUGAUCACUCACAGUCACCGAUCGGAGAAGACACAACCAACUUUCCUUCCAUACCAGAAAAUAUCUAUGUCUGAGGAAGACAAAGGUAGAAGAAGGAUCAUGCUCUUACUCUACUGUCCUUCACUUUCCAACCUACUUCAGCUGGCUGUUUGUGAGGAUCAACGAAUAGAUUUGGGUUACAUAGCCACAGCAUUUGGGUUAGACCCAUUAACACUCAGAAUCAAUGGCCACUUCAUCGCUACAGGAAUCGACUUCAUCUCCUCCUAUCUUACUUGGAACUCACUCUUUUCUUUCUUCUCUGCUAAACGACUCUCCACUGGUAAAUACCCUGCUUCUGACCCAUUAAUCGUCCAUGGAAAGCUCUCCAGACUCGGAACAAAGAGAGCGCAUGAUCCUCAGGAUGAUCGUAGUAGGCCAGAGGUUGAAGAUGAUAUUGUUUUACCAAGCAAUAAUAAGAAGAUGAGAGAAGCUGAUUCAGAUAUUCUAGAAAAGGAUAAUAAUAAUGAAUUGUCCAAAAGCAUUUCAAGCAACCGUUUUAGAUGCACUCCCAUGAAGAGGACAAGGGAAAAUGAUGUUGAUGAAGCUAUUGUUUCAGCUCCCUACAAGAAAAUCAGAUGAAUUCUUUAAUUUUUUCAAAAAUUAUUCCUAUUGUAAAUUGUGAGAGUUCCAUACAGAAAAUUUGUAAAAAUUUGUGUAAUGACAUUGUAUACAAGUACUCUGAUCGUGAGUUCUCUAAUGAGUUGAAUGAAAAUUGAAAGUUCUCUUAGAGUUUGAGAUUGUCAAAA